AUGUCAGCCACAGACAUUCUGCGUCUUGCGUCCACCAGGCUGCGGGAGCAGCAGCAGGUACCUCGUCUACUGGUCGCACCGCCCGGACCGGAGCGAACGAUUUGGAACGCGUAUCGGACGUGGGCGCCAUCGAGACAGACGCAGCAAUUAGCCAGUGAAGCGAAGCGUAGCCUGUUCCCAGAGUUGGUUAGCUUUGGCCGCAAGCAACACUGUCGAUCGUUUGAAGAUGUCGUGUGCCAGAAGCAGCAGCAGCCGGAGCAGCCAGAUACGGAUCCAAGUAGCCACCUUCCGAAGCGACUGUCCAACCUCAUUGUAGAGCAUCUGGUGAAACAUUUUGAUGGAGGACGCGAACCAACGCAAUUCACCUGCUGUCAACGGCGCCAUUUUGGAAGCGUUCUCAGUACGGAUCUUCAUCUGCUCAAGAUUAUCGAUCUGGAUAGCGAAUACUACUGGAAACGAGUCGUAUGGUGUUUGCUCCGUGAUCCGUUGCAAUACUACGAGCUCUCGAGCAACACCGAGACCGACUGGAAGCGCCUUGGAGUUGAAUUAAAACUGAGCCACCUAAUCGAACGUCAGGAUCCACGGUACUGGGACCUGGAGCACCUGAAAGAAACGAUCCAAAAAGCGGCCACCAUCGUGCGCAGACUGGACAUUGAACAACUCGUACCGUUCCCUUCCGUUGAGCCCCUCGAGGGUUACGAGUCGUACGAGUUCCAGAACACACCGGUCACCCUCUGUCACCACGGAUCACUGUCAGUGCUCGGUCACCUGUCCGACCUGACAUCGUUGUCACUCGUCUUUGGCGUUAACCACUGGACCCACCAGCCCUACCGCAAACGCUACUCCGAAUGUUCCGUCGCGGAUAUCGAAAACUUGGCCAGGGCCCUACGGAAGUUACCGAAGUUGAAGUGUUUCAGUCUGUCCCGGAGUGCCCUGGAUGGGGAGAAGCUAUCGUUGCUGCUGCAAUCACUCGACCAACUCCCACUCCAAACACUCCGUUUGGUCCGUUGUGAACUGGGCACAGCGUGUGGUGGCAUUCUCGGUCGAUUCCUUAGCCGCUGCCAACCGACACUCACCGAGCUCGACCUUUCCGGUAACCGGUUGGACGCCCGGGAGCUCGACCAGCUCGGACCCGGAUUAGCCGUCUACCGGGGUGCCGUUGACAGGCUGGAUUUGUCUUACAACCCGCUCGGCCAAUCGGGCAUCCUGAUUUUGGGCGGUGCCAUCAAGGGCACGGCACAGCUGACCGAACUCAUCCUCACCGGUUGCCACCGGAUGGGCACGGAAGGAGCGUACCGGGUCAUACAGCUUCUUGGCUUCCAUGAACCGCUCCGCAAGGUUACCCUGAACUGCAUACCGAUCUGUCGCAAAGGUCAGGCGAAGCUUGUGCAGAUUUUGCGAGAAAACAAGCGAAUCGAGGAGGUACGGUGUCGUGAGUGUGGUCUGCCACCCACGGUACGGCAGAAGGUGAGGAAGAUUUUGCUACAAAAUGCCGCACACCGAGCGCAUCAAAUUGCUGGUGAAGCACUGACGGGGGAAAUGGAACCCUCUGGUACCGGCACCGGUGCUUGCUCUCGUGCCCGUAUGUACGAGCUGGCGAGGCAGGUGUUUGGUCCGAAAUCCGAUGUCACCGAGCAGUGCUCUAAAUUCGCUACUGUUAACGAACCGCCCCUGAUUUGA
Messenger RNA from Anopheles aquasalis, 1680 nucleotides. RefSeq lists its product as uncharacterized. Lineage: Eukaryota; Metazoa; Arthropoda; Insecta; Diptera; Culicidae. Gene Ontology annotation, molecular function: protein binding. The record is from RefSeq and is a predicted model, not a curated record. Gene Ontology annotation, biological process: cilium organization. Gene Ontology annotation, cellular component: centrosome; ciliary basal body.